Molecule: messenger RNA, 2993 nt
Organism: Drosophila subpulchrella
Lineage: Eukaryota; Metazoa; Arthropoda; Insecta; Diptera; Drosophilidae
Gene: fd3F
Exons: 5
Coding region: 311-2506 (731 amino acids)
Biological process (GO): cell differentiation; anatomical structure morphogenesis; regulation of transcription by RNA polymerase II
Molecular function (GO): RNA polymerase II cis-regulatory region sequence-specific DNA binding; DNA-binding transcription factor activity, RNA polymerase II-specific
Source: RefSeq, a predicted model, not a curated record
AGGCGCAGCUCAGCUCAGCUCGGCUCGGCCAAGUUGGUCUCAACUCCUGGCGGCCCAUCGCAUUCCGUGGCCAGUCGCAGCGCGAGUCGGUUAGCCAGGUCGGACCAAUCAACUCCCCAGUUCCCUCUCCUCACUAGGCUCAAGAAAAAUAAAAAAAAAUAUAUAUAAAUAAAAAAAAAAAACUAACCAUUAUCCUUCCACACAAUACACGUCAAUUUUUUUCCCGUGCCUUGUUGCCCUUUCUUCCGCCCAGUGUGCGUUGUGUGUUUUGUUUGGCUUACGUGAUUGAAAUUGAGACAGUCAGGACAUCAUGAUUGUCAACAUGCCCGUCAAUGGCACGGGCAGUGCAUCCAGCCCCACAUCGAAUCCCAGCAAUAACAACAACAACAAUAGCAACACCACCAAUCAAAAUAAUAGCAAUGGUAAUCUAACCGGCGAUUAUAGCUUCCUGAAGCGCAAGUACGACGAUCAGGAGGAUCUGGCAUUGGGUCAGGAUUACGAGCCCAUCGAAUCGAAUCCGUGGAAGAAGCGCCACCUGGACUACGAUGCCGGCGAUCUGCAGUUCCAUCUGCAGCUGGAACAGCCACCCAGCAAUCCGAAUCCCACGCACGCUGCACCCGCCCAAUCCCAAUCCUCGGCCUCCUUCAUCAACGAUCUCUUCGCCUACGAUAGCAGUCUACUGGUGCCCGCCGCCGCCUACUCCCAUUGCCCCCCAUCGAGUGCUCCGCUCGAGGACAAUGGGGGCUGGACGGGUGGCGAGCUCUUGGAGCUGGAUCAUCGCUAUAACUCCGGUCUGCAAACGGAGUUGGGUCAAUUGAAUGCCACUCUGCCGCCGCCGCCACCCACAUCAUCGUCAUCAGCAUCAUCAGCAUCACAGAAUUCGACGCAGCACAGCCAGAAUCCUGGCCAGAAUCCAAAUCAAAAUCAGAAUUUUCUGGUGCCACAGAAGCAGCGGAUAUUGUCGGCGGGUCGACGCACCUCAUCCGGUUCGGCAAGUGGUGGCAAUGAAGCCACCGAGGCGGAUUUCGAGGAUAAGAACCUGUCCUGGCUGCUGAACUUCAAGUUCGACGAGUUCCCGCACCUGUCGCCGCACAAUCAGGUCCACGGACAGGCGGUCAAUCUGCCGGAGGGCAGUGCUCCUCCCCAUCCGCCUCCCCCGACGUCGGUGGCGAUCAGCACCUCACCCUGCAGUUCCGCCUCGCCCACAUCCGCCUCCGUCCUAUCCGCCGCAUCUGCCACGACCUCGAAUCAUUCCCUGGGCUCGGGGCUGAUGGAUCAACGGGCCAGAUCGCCCAAGAGCUGCUCCAGUGCGGCGAUGCCAACGAGUGGUGGGGCAGGAGGCUGUUCUGGUUCACCCACAGCCGGAGUGGGCACCACCAAGACGGGACGGAAGUUCGAGGAGCUGGUCAUGGAGGUCACCUCGGAGCUGGACGGCAACGACAUGAUCGUCGCCGAGCACGUCGUCGUCGAGGACACAUCUUGCAAGGCGCCAAAGAAACCACCGUUCACCUACACGGAGCUCAUCGAAUACGCCCUCGAGGACAAGGGUGAGCUGACUGUGUCGGGCAUAUACCAAUGGAUAUCCGAUCGCUUUCCCUACUACAAAUCCAAUGAUGACCGCUGGAAGAACUCGGUUCGACACAAUCUCUCGAUUAACCCACAUUUUCGCAAGGGCGUAAAGGCGCCCCAAGGAGCCGGUCACCUGUGGGCCAUUUCCAGCGGAGAUUCGGCGGAGAAUGUCCUGGCCUGGGAGCAUAAGAAGCAGCGUCUGGACUUGUUCUUUAAAAUGGAGUCGAUCAACCGAGAGCGCAUACAGCAGCACCAGCAGCAGCAGCAGUUGCAGCAGCAACACCAGCAGCAGCAGCAACAGCAACAGCAUCAGCAGCAACACUCGCCGCAACAGCAGCAGCAACAUGCCACACAGGCCAGCAGUUGCCUGUACGAUGAAGCGGCGGUGGCAGCGGCCACUCUCACCCAGGAAAUGAUGCAGUCGUCCAGUGGCUCAGGCGGCGGUGGUGGCAGCGAGGCCACCCAUCAGCACCACCAGAACCACCACAACCACCAGCAUCACCACCAAAGACUGUUGCCCUUCAACGAUCUGCUGAGCGACGAUGAGCUGCGAAAGACGGCGGGUCAAAUACUAAAUGGAAUCCAUCGCGAGGUGGAGGUGCAGUCGGUCAACUCCAUCAUUAGCACUUACCACGAUGUCCUGCUGGACAAUGAAGACUAUCUGAAUCCCAUUCACAAGGAUGUGGUGGUCACGGAAAGUGUCCUGCGGCAGCAACACGGCAACUUGGGCGGCGGCAGCAACAACCAUUUGGGCGGCAGCGGCCACAUGGGCAGCGGCAGCGGCAACUCGCAGUACUACAUCACCGAAAUCGAUCCCAUGGAGCUGGGCAUCCAGAUGUCGCACCAUGUGGAACCCUCCGAGGAGGAGGUGCUCUUCAGCGACGAGUUCAACCUCAACUACUUUGGCUACAAUCCCGGCAGCGAUAUAGUCGCUUGACCGCGCAGACAACAGACCCCAGUUUCAGCUCCUCCAGCUCCCGCUCAGCCAAGCAAUUGAAAUAUACAUAUAUAUAUACUGCAUAUAUAUUGCUCGAUCCUGCUCCAUGCCAUGACAACAAUCGUAAUUGUAGCCGAUCUACUCAUAAGCCAACUCUAAACGAAUACUAGUCACACUUGAACAACACUUACAUGUAACCACCUAAACCAAAGGCCCCAUUUACCAUUUACCAUUUAGACCCUAUGUAUAGUCUAGUCUUGAGUGUACCAAUACCCUACCCCUACUCCCAUCAUUUUUUUUUGUCUAUACUUUAGUUCAAUACCUAGUCGAUAAGUAGCUUGCUAGCCUUAAGUACUUAUUCGUAUAUCAAUGUAUCUAUCUGCAGAUAUUACAUACAUACUUAGCUCUUGCUCGUCUCCGAAUUUAGUUAAGUGUUUUUACAUGUAGCCGAAUAUCCGUAAACAAUACCAGGCAGAUUGAUCUCCUC